Molecule: messenger RNA, 1288 nt
Organism: Cucurbita moschata (crookneck pumpkin)
Lineage: Eukaryota; Viridiplantae; Streptophyta; Magnoliopsida; Cucurbitales; Cucurbitaceae
Product: GATA transcription factor 5-like
Exons: 2
Coding region: 134-1090 (318 amino acids)
Biological process (GO): positive regulation of DNA-templated transcription
Cellular component (GO): nucleus
Molecular function (GO): sequence-specific DNA binding; zinc ion binding
Source: RefSeq, a predicted model, not a curated record
CAUAGGGGGGCACGGACGCUUUCAGGCCUCAUUCAAUGCUCCUUACAGAACUCACCAUCCAUUUUUGUUCCCAAACAAACUCCAUUUUCAUCCUUCUCUCUCUCUCUCUCUCUCUUCACCGGCUUAUCGGACCAUGGAAUGUGUUGAUGGAGCUCUCGAGAUUCUUCAAUUGAGCCCACAGCUCUGUUUUCGCGAUAAUGGCUGUUUUAAUCCCCAGAAUCUUCCCACCUCCGAUGAUUUCUUUGUCGACCAACUCCUCGAUUUCUCCAAUGAUGAUCAAUUUGUUCAAGACCAGACCCCCGACGAGGACGAACACGACCACGAUGACUCUGUUUCUCUUUCCGGUCGAGAAAUUCAUCAGAACUCCAUUGUUUCCGAUCAUCCUUCUUUACCCUCCGGCGAACUUACCGUUCCGGUGGAUGAUUUAGCAGACCUCGAAUGGUUAUCUCAUUUCGUUGAGGAUUCUUUCUCUGGAUUCUCGGCUUCUUUCCCCUCCGCCGGAAUUUCUUCCUUGGUGAAAUCGUCAAAGGACUCCGCCGCCGUAGACAAGAAACCGAGCCACGGUGGUUCCAUUUCGCCGCCGGAGAACUGUUUCAAAACUCCCAUUCCAGUUAAGGCUAGAAGCAAACGGACGAGAACUGGCGGUCGAGUUUGGUGCCUCGCCUCACCGUCGUUGACCGAGUCAUCCUCAAGUUCCACAACGUCGUCGUCCUCCUCCUCGUCGCCGGCUAGUCCUUGGCUUAUACUUCCCGACCGUUACGAACCGGAAAUUCCAAAGAAGAAACCAAGGAGAAAGUCGUUAUCAGAAAAGCCCAAAACCAACGUCGGAGCUCAGCCUCCACGGCGGUGCAGCCAUUGCGGAGUCCAGAAAACCCCCCAAUGGAGAACCGGCCCCCUCGGAGCCAAAACUGUCUGCAACGCUUGCGGCGUCCGAUUCAAAUCGGGUCGACUAUUACCCGAAUACCGACCCGCCUGUAGUCCAACUUUCUCCAGCGAAUUGCACUCCAACCACCACCGGAAAGUCCUCGAGAUGCGCCGUAAAAAGGAAAUCGCCGCCCCGGCCGAGUUAUUGACCUUAGAACAGAAAUAGCAUACCGUAGUUGAGGCGGGCCACCGGAGGAGGAGGAGGAAGAGAAGAGUAAAGUUUAGGUAAGGAACCGGAUUUAUCGAACCCGGUUCAAUUAAUCCGAGUUAGUAUACAUUUUCCCCCUCCUCGGUUCGCCGUAGGUUUGUAGCAAUGUACGUACGUAACCGUCUAGAGAAAAAAAAAUUAUUAUGUAUUUCUAAA